AUGCGUGAGAUUGUAACGCUUCAGCUUGGCCAUCUGAGCAACUAUACGGGCACGCAUUUCUGGAACGCCCAGGAAUCAUACUUUACAUACUCAAGCGAUGAGACAUCACCCAUCGACCACAACAUCCACUGGCGCCCUGGUAUCGGCGCCGACGGCUCAGAGACUUUCCUCCCGCGAACAGUCAUCUAUGAUCUUAAGGGUGGAUUUGGAUCUUUGCGCAAGAUCAAUGCGCUGUACGAGCCCGAGCCGCAACCAGAGCAGCUCGCAUCACUAUGGUCCGGCAAGUCGGUCGUUGAGAAGCAGCCGCCCAUAGAACCGAGCGAAUACCAGGCCAGUCUAGAUGCGGGAACCAUGCCGCCAGCGCUGACCCAGUCGUCGGUAAGGUUCUGGUCCGACUUCUCGCACGUCUUCUACCAUCCCAAGUCGUUGGUGCAGCUGUACGACUUCGAGCUGGACUCGACCAUCCGGCCCUUUGAGCGGCACGACAUGGGCGUGGAGCUGUUCGGCUCUCUAGACAGGGACGACGACAUUGUGGACCGCGACUUCCGCCCCUUUGUCGAGGAGUGCGACCAGAUGCAGGGUGUCCAGACGCUGGCCACCAUCGACGACGCCUGGGGCGGCUUCGCGGCCCGCUACCUCGACGCCCUGCGCGACGAGUACCCCAAGACUUCGUUGUGGCUAUGGGGUCUGCAGAGCCCUGAUGGCGGCGUGCUGCCCCGUGAGAAGCGUCAGCUGCGCAUCGUAAACACCGCCCAGACAAUCGCCCACGUCUGCUCCACUGCUUCCGUCGUCGUACCCCUCGGCCUCCCCGCUACCUUGCCGUCCAACAUGGCCGGCCUCGACACCAGAUCGCCCUGGCAUGUGUCCGCCGCCUACGCCACCGCCAUCGAGACCGCCACCCUGCCCUCGCGGCUAGCUGUCCCCGGCGCCAUCUCCCUGUCUGAUCUCGCCCAGUCGCUGAACACGGGUGGGCACCAGACUCUCGCCCGCCUGCGCAUGAAGGUCGGCGGUGCCGCCAACAAGGACGCCGACUUCUUUGGCAUAGGCCUUCUCAAGAACAAUGCGCGAAGGAAGCCCGAGAAGACUGGCAAUGUCUUUGGCCAGCUGACCUCAUCGCACGGCCCUGGCCCAAGCAAGCAGGACGACAAGGAGGCAGAGCAAGCUGACCCACGCUCCAGGCGAAUUGUUGGCGACUUCAUCUACGAAAACUUUGAUUCCUCCCUCAAGUUCCCCCUCCUCGACAGCUUUCCUUCCAUCUACGCCGAUGCCGCCGGCCAGUCUGAUAUUGCCACCCAAACGAUCCUGUCUACCGAGACGUCCAUUGCCUCGCGCAUCAAGGACCUCAGGUCCAUUGCUGCCUGGUCCAUACCCCUUGAUGAGCGCGAGACCCUUUCCAACGAGCUAGCCCAACUUGGUGAUGCCUACCAGGGAGAUUGGUCAGAGGGCAGUGACGAAGAUGACGAUGAUAUGUAG
Messenger RNA from Geosmithia morbida, 1473 nucleotides. Its product is annotated as mitochondrial partitioning protein. NCBI's taxonomy places the organism in Eukaryota, Fungi, Ascomycota, Sordariomycetes, Hypocreales, Bionectriaceae. Gene Ontology annotation, biological process: mitochondrion distribution. The record is from RefSeq and is a predicted model, not a curated record. Bases 1 to 1473 code for a protein of 490 amino acids. Gene Ontology annotation, cellular component: cytoplasm. The transcript has 4 exons.